AUGGAAAGCCUUUGGAUGUUUUUAGAGUGCGCAUGUAGGAUUCUUGGAGUUUCUACAGCAACAGUUUUGUGUGGAGUGGGGAUUGAGACUAUACAACAAGGACAGUUCACCAGCCUUGGCAUCUACCUAAUAGUCUCAUCAGUUGGGAUCAUGUUGUUUGAGAUGGCCUUCUUCUUGGACACUCUUCUGGUCACAUGUCUGAUCUGCCCUCCAGACUGGCAGAUCUUUGUACUGUGGGGUAAAAUGGCUCGUGUUGGAGGGUUCCAUAAGUUCCUUUAUUACUCCAUAAUGUCUGUGGUCUGCUUCCUGCAUCCUGUAUUGGUCUGGCAUGCAACCAUACCAGGUACAAUGCUCCUGGUGACUGCCUUUUUCAACUUCAUAUUAAGUAAGAAACCUAAAGCCUCCAUAGAUCAACAGGAAAGCGACAGCAACCAAAACCUGACCACAGUGUGUAUCACAGAGCAAACUGACAAAUCCUUCUCAUUUCUUAAAUUGGUGUGGCGGGGCAGGAAGGAGGACGGACUGGCCCUGACGAAGAGUGAGGAGGAGGAGGAGGGGGAGGACCUUGUUUCAUGUGAGAGACGAGACAAUAUCCAGGCCAUGUUAGCGCCCAAACAUAAAGACAGAGGCAGGCAGAAGAGGAGAGACCGGGGACUUGUAUGUUUCUGGAGUAGUAAAGAGGAUCCUGUGGAGAGAGAGAUGGAGGAGAUGGACAAGUCAUGUGACACGACCUCAGACACAGCACCCAUGAUCUCAGACUGAUACUUCCUCUUUACAGAGAAAAUAAAAAUACUGUAACUCUGCUCAACAAAUGGUGCCACA
Messenger RNA from Boleophthalmus pectinirostris (great blue-spotted mudskipper), 822 nucleotides. It is a transcript of the gene tmem72, whose product is annotated as transmembrane protein 72. Bases 1 to 762 code for a protein of 253 amino acids. The record is from RefSeq and is a predicted model, not a curated record. The transcript has 5 exons. NCBI's taxonomy places the organism in Eukaryota, Metazoa, Chordata, Actinopteri, Gobiiformes, Gobiidae.